GCGUCGUGUCGUGUCGUGGUGCCGAGCUGCCUCCUCUCCUCGUCUUGGCAAAAAAGUCUCUCUUUCUCCCACUUCCCCACUCCCGUAUCCACCUCCGCCUCCGCUAACCCUAGUUGCUCCCCGGAGGGACGGAGGCCACUCACCGGCGCAGCUCCCAUCUCCACCGCGCAGCAGCGCGGGAACGCCGGAGCACAUGUUUUAGAACAAGAAGUGGGCUUGUCAGGGGAAACAGCAUCAUGGAUCCCAGCAACAGUUCAGGUUCUAGAACAAGAAGUGGGCUUGUCAGGCGAAAUAACAUCAUUGCGGAUCCCAGUGAGGAAUCAUGUUCUAAAACCCGAAGUGGGCUUGUUAGGGUAAAGAAUAUCGUGGAUCCCAGUGAGGGUUCAUCUUCUAAAGCUCGACAUGAGCUUGUUAUGGUAAACAACAGCGUGGAUUCCAGCAAUGCUUCAUCUUCUAGAACACGAAGUGGGCUUGCUAGGGUAAAUAAUAUCGUGGAUUCCAGCGAGGGUUCACAAUCUAAAACAAGAAGUGGGCUUGUUAGACGAAACAUCGCUAUGGAUUCCAAUGGCGGUUCAUGUUCUAAAACACGAAGUGGGCUUGUUAGAGGAAACAUUGCUCUGGAUUUCAAUGAAGAUUCAUCUUCUAAAACACGAAGUGGGCUUGUUGGAGGAAAAACUGCUAUUGAUUCCAACGAGGAUUCAUGUUCUAGAACACGAAGUGGGCUUGUUAGAAUAAGCCCCUCCAUUAAGGUAGAAAACAAGGAUGAACCAGUCAUUAAGAGCCUGCCUGGUGAACGUUGUGAAGCAGACAGUCCAGGAAAACAUGGAUCAAAUCAGAGCAAUGAUCUGGUUCUUAUCAAGAAUGCCCCAGUCAUCAAGGGGCCAGAUGGAUGUUUGGGUGAAGUACCAGUAAAGGAUCAAUUAAAUUACAAGGCUGAUCAGGUUGAAAGCAAAGAUGAACCAGUCAUGAAGGGACCUGAUGGAUGGUGGAAAGAAGAAGUGCCCAGAAAGAAUGGAUCAAGGCACACUACUGAUCUGGUCCAAAUCAAGGAUGAGCUUGACAGUAUGGUUCAGUUGCCUGAUGGAUGGUUGAGAGAAGCCAGACCAAGAAAGAAUGGAACUACAAACAAGCUUGAUACGUACUACAUUGACCCAGCUAGUGGUUAUGAAUUUCGCUCCCUGAAGGAUGUGCAACGCUAUGUUGAAUCAGGAGACAUAAAUAAAUGCAGUUGUAGGCCAAAGAAGAGAACUAUCCAGGAUGUUUGUGUUACACAGAACCAAGCUCAUACAAGAGCAUCAUCAGAAUACACAAGACCGGGUACCGCUGACAAGGCCAUUCAGUGCGAAAUACUAACCUCAGAAGGGAUCAUGCUUCCUCGGGAAGAACUGUUCGGUACAUAUACUGGAAAUGCGAUGUUACCAGAGUUUGAAGGCAUUAAACCAAUACAAAAAUAUGCCAACAAGGUUGAUCCAUUGGAACACAAGAGUGCGCGGAUGGUCUCUGCGCAGCGUGCUCCAGGGGGGAAGAAAUCUGUUAAAAGGAAAGAACCAAGUGCAGAGGUGAAACCCAAGAAGCGUAAAAUCACUUCUAAAGAAAAGAUUGCAACACCUCCCCGAGCGUCAUCUCGGAUAGCUGCAUUGAAGGUUUAUCCUGAAGGAAACGCUGAGCGUGGAGAUGAACCAACUAGUGUAAAUCUUGUCAAUCAGGUACAGCCUAUUCAAGAGGAAACUACAUAUGACUCACAGUUCAACCAAGCAGACACUAUCAUUCAAGUACAGACCAAUCAGAAGAGCAUAGCCAAUCAGUUACAGUCGAGCCAAGCAGAUACUGUCAUUCCAAUGCAGAUCAAUGAUGAGGGCUCUGUCAAUCAAUUACAGUCUAGUCGAGCAGACGCGCUCACUAAAAUACAGACCAAGCAGGAGAACACUACCAUUCAUGUACAGUUCAGCCAAGCAGAUACUAUCAUUCCAACGCAGACCAAUCAUGAUGACACUGUCAACCAGUUGCAUUCGUGCCAGGCGGACACUGCCAUUCGAAUACAGACCAAUCGGGAGAGUACUGCCAAUCAGUUACAGGCGAGCCAAGCAGACACUGCUAAUCAAAUGCAUGCAAUGCAGGAAUACACUACCAGUUACUCACAGGUGAGCAAAGCAGACACUAUGAAUAGAAAAAAGACUAAUCAAGGAAAUACUGCCCGUCAGUUACAGUCGAGCAAUGAAAAGAUACUCAUUCCGGUACAGGCAGGACAGGAAUAUGUUAGCAAUCACUCGCGGUGGCAGCAAAGGCAUGGGCACACUGUGAAUCCAAUACAAGCUAAUCAGGAACAUGCCACCAAUCAGUUGAAGUCGAGCCAAGCAGAUUCUGGCAUGAAAAUACAGGCUACACAAUACUUCGCCAAUCACUCAGAGCCGAGGCAAGCAGGCACUGCUCUGAACCACAUGCAGAUUAACCAGGAAACCAUUCAAUUACAGUUGGGUCAAGCUGACACUAUGAAACAAAUGCAAACUAUGCAGCAGAAUAGUACCAACCAGCUGAUCCAAGCUUUAACUGUUGAUAAAAAACGGAGUACGCAUGAAUACUUCACCAAUCAUCCAAAGCGGAGCCAAAGUGAUAAUGUGAAUCAUAUGCAGAUUAGCCAAGGGAACUCUGCCUAUCAGAUAAAAGACGGAGUACGCAUGAAUACUUCACCAAUCAACCAAGGAAACUCUGCCUAUCAGAAGCAGAGCCAAAGAGUUAAUGUGAAUAAUAUGCAGAUUAGCCAAGGAAACUCUGCCUAUCAAUUACCAUCGGAUCGAGCUAACUCUCUGAAUCAGAUAGCUACGCAGGAAAAUACCACCAGUCGGUCACAGCUGAUCCAAGGUUUAACUGUCAACCAAAUACAGGCUAUUCGGGAAAACAAUACCAGAUACUUGCAGCCACGUUAUGCUGAGAAUCCUAUCCGGCAGUCUGAUUUCUCUCAGAAACCUGAGUGGGGACAUGGAGCACCUGUCACCAACUUUUGGGAAAAUGUUGAGAACCAGAAGUCGUCAAAUCCUGUGAAAAUAGAGGCGUCGCCUACUGCAACCUCCUCGGCAAAUUUUCAACGCCAAUAUGCGCCAGCCCAAGAACCCGUUUUGCCAACGCAGGCUGCAAUGCCCGAAGCUGCUGAUCCAUCUGGGUUUGGCUUGUCAUUAUUUGGAAGUUCCUGGUCAGACCCUUGCAUCGAGUUCGCGUUCAAGACCCUUACAGGUGACAUUCCUGUUCUGGAUGACAGUCCAGCUGUUCGGGACCACUUCCCUCUGCAACACGACUUGAAUAAAAUUGCACCGCCAGAUUAUUCUGCUCCCUCCGUGGAUGAUACUAGAAAUACACAAUUCGACCAUGCCGGCCACCACUCGGCGCAAAGGCCAUCAGAUAGGUUCUACAACGGUGGUUGGUUCCCUCCACAGUGACAGCCCUGGAAGGAAAAAGGGAAUAAACAUUUAGUACUUGCAAAAGGCUGGUAAUCAGAGGAAUGACCAAGGGACCAAGCUCGAAGCAGUAGUCUGCUAGUUUUCUGAUGAAGAACAAUAGUGUUUCUGUGACCUCUUUACAAUAUAUUUUGUAUGUAGAAAAGCCUGUAGCUUCCUCUUAACUUUAUUAGGCGCUAUGUACAUCCAAUCGGAUCAUAGGGAUCAGAAUGGCUUCGUGGAAACGAUGCCGUUGUAGAUGAUAUGGCUUGUGAUUUUGUUUUCUUUUGCGUUCUGUGCAGUUGCCUGGUUAAUUUCAUUUGUUGUAUCAUCAGGGCGACUAACUAUCACACCGUUGCAAGGACUUCAGUUUAACUAUUUUUUUCAA
Lolium rigidum is the source of this 3816-nucleotide messenger RNA. RefSeq lists its product as uncharacterized. Gene Ontology annotation, molecular function: DNA binding. The coding region runs from base 237 to 3431 and encodes 1064 amino acids. Lineage: Eukaryota; Viridiplantae; Streptophyta; Magnoliopsida; Poales; Poaceae. The record is from RefSeq and is a predicted model, not a curated record. The transcript has 8 exons.